GAGAGAGAGAGAGAGAGAGAGAGGAGGAAGGACAGGGAGGAGGAACUGGGUGUUGCAUUCUGUUCCCCUCCCCCCCUUCGCUCUCUCUCGCUCUCUCUUCUUCUCUCGUCUUCCCGUCUCUUCUUUUUCUUCUUCCCAAUCCAAUGCGGAUGGAGGAGAAGAGAGGGGAGGGGAGGAGCUCUCGUCGAGGCCGGUGAUUAGGGUUUCGAGAUCUCGGACGGCGGGCCGAAACAUGCACAUGAUGCAGCGGCUGAAGAGCAUUGCUUCGGGGCGGUCUUCGGUCUCGGAUCCCGGUGGGGACUUAACGACCAAAAGAGCAAAGUUUGAUCAAGAAGGAGGAGGAGAAAUUCUUGUGGAGCGGCAUAUGGUUGAUGAUGUGGCUUCUACCGUGGAUCUACAUAUAUCUUCAUCUCAUUUGAAUUUUGACGCAAGCACAUUAACCACUGAACCUCCUGCGAGAUUUGAAGGUGCAACCAUGGAUCAACUUCCGAGGGAAAUGCAUGGGAUGACAAUCCGAGAUAUUAAAACUGAUGGCCACAUUGAGACGGAAUUCGAUGGGACAAUGAUUAAUGGUAAAGGAACUAUGACCGGACAGAUUCUUGCAACAGUAAUUGGUGGCCGGGAUGGCCAGCCAAAACAGACAAUCUCAUAUAUGGCAGAACGUAUUGUUGGCACUGGUUCAUUUGGUGUAGUCUUUCAGGCUAAAUGCGUGGAAACAGGGGAAGCAGUUGCCAUCAAGAAGGUUUUACAGGACAAGAGAUACAAGAACAGGGAACUUCAGAUUAUGCUCUUACUUGACCAUCCAAAUGUAGUUCAGCUAAAGCACUAUUUUUUUUCAACUACUGAGAAAGAUGAGAUCUACCUAAACCUUGUUCUUGAAUAUGUCUCUGAGACACUUCAUCGCACCGUGAAGUACUAUAGCCGGAUGAACCAGCAUGUACCUCUCAUUUAUGUUAAGUUGUAUACAUACCAGAUUUGUCGUGGACUUGCUUAUAUUCAUCAUGUUGCAGGGGUGUGCCAUCGGGACAUUAAGCCACAAAAUUUGUUGGUCAAUCCUCACACUCAUCAAUUAAAACUUUGUGAUUUUGGCAGUGCCAAAAAGUUGGUUCCAGGAGAACCUAAUAUAUCAUACAUUUGCUCACGGUAUUAUAGGGCACCUGAGCUUAUUUUUGGGGCUACAGAGUAUACCACAGCUAUUGACAUGUGGUCUGUUGGUUGUGUGUUAACUGAGCUUCUCAUAGGACAGCCUUUAUUUCCUGGGGAAAGUGGUGUUGAUCAGCUGGUGGAAAUCAUUAAGAUUUUAGGCACCCCAACACGAGAAGAAAUCAAGUGUAUGAAUCCAAAUUGCACAGAAUUCAAAUUCCCUCAGAUCAAAGCUCAUCCUUGGCACAAGCUUUUCCACAAGUGGAUACCUCCUGAAGCAGUUGAUCUUGUAUCGAGGCUGCUUCAGUACUCGCCUAAUAUGCGUUUUACAUCUCUGGAGGCCUGUGCUCAUCCAUUCUUUGAUGAGCUGAGAGACCCUAACACACGUUUGCCGAAUGGAAACCCCCUUCCUCCUCUGUUCAGCUUCACAACUCAAGAGCUUGAAGUUGCUUCCCCUGAACUGGUACGACGCCUAAUUCCUGAGCAUGUGACGUGCAGUCGAUGACCAUAACAUCAAAUCUGCUGGUACUCUGAAGAACUCAAAAGUGGAUCGCAUGACAUCUACAACAUCCUUCGCAUGUCUGUAGCCCUGAAGUGACUGAUGAUCGGACAUCAAUCUGAUUCGUAGGAAGACAAACAUAUUUGAAGGAGAUUUUUAUUUUGCGGUAAGGCAGAAAUCUGCCCACUUGUUUUUCCUAUCGUUAUGGAGAACCUCGAGAAUUUUUUAGUACAUUUCAAGGAGGCUUCAGGGCAUCGCAGGAGAAGCAUUAGUUUCUCAGAGAUAUAUGUUUGUACCAUGUGAUGGAUGAUGAUAAAUCACUUACCAGUUGUUGUAGAUUCACAUUAUGAGGUUAAUUCAAGUGUUGCCGAAAUUUCAUUGUA
Messenger RNA from Musa acuminata subsp. malaccensis (wild Malaysian banana), 2025 nucleotides. RefSeq names its product shaggy-related protein kinase eta-like. Lineage: Eukaryota; Viridiplantae; Streptophyta; Magnoliopsida; Zingiberales; Musaceae. Gene Ontology annotation, cellular component: cytoplasm. Gene Ontology annotation, biological process: signal transduction; protein phosphorylation. The record is from RefSeq and is a predicted model, not a curated record. Gene Ontology annotation, molecular function: protein serine/threonine kinase activity; ATP binding.